Molecule: messenger RNA, 1830 nt
Organism: Austrofundulus limnaeus
Lineage: Eukaryota; Metazoa; Chordata; Actinopteri; Cyprinodontiformes; Rivulidae
Product: protein-tyrosine sulfotransferase 1
Biological process (GO): peptidyl-tyrosine sulfation
Cellular component (GO): Golgi apparatus
Molecular function (GO): protein-tyrosine sulfotransferase activity
Source: RefSeq, a predicted model, not a curated record
CACAAGAGAGCAGAGGUGGGAAUAAAAAGCGUUUAUCAAAAAGUAGCAGAAUUGCCCUUUAACGUUUCAACCAAUAGGAAUCAUCCAAGCAGAUGUUGCCGACCAAUCAGCGACGAGCUUUCUCCGCCUUGCUGUGUCUACUGUGUUUUUUUCCACUCUCUCUCUCUCUCGGUAAACCUUGGUUGAAAGUUACGCUGCAAUAAGCAGGAAAAUGUUGUGUAAAUGUGUGUUUUUUGAGUUUUUUGUAGACGCAACGAAUGUUAGCUGCGCUAACUACUGAGACAGAGAGACAGGGAAAAGAAGACGUGUCUUUGGAGAGAGAGGGGCCGCAUGUUUCAGCCUUUCCCGAUUAAUUUUCUUCGGACGUAGAAAAAUUUCGGCAGUUUUGACGGACGCUGGUGGGAAUCAUGGUUAAGAGACGUGGCUGGCUGUGGAGCGCAGUGGGUUUGGAUCCUGCAGAGGCGUGAGGAGCCACCUCAGCCUGCAGCAUCUCAUCUGUGGACUCAUCCAUGUCGUCUUGAUUGUUGGCUUCCACCCUGACUAACUGAAUUUUAAGACUCUGAUUUUACCUGCCCCCAAAUACGAUUUGACGUGCUCCCGACUUCCGAACAGCCAUGAGAAGCACCAGAAUAAACCUGCUGGUGGGCUGCAUGCUCCUCUGCUCCGCCUCCCUGCUCUACUGGGUCAUGACCGGGAUGGACUGCCCUCGAAAAAGCCACCGCCACCGAUGGAUGGAGCUCACUCUGGGCUCGGGCAAUCAGAGCGCGCUCCUCGCCGAGCACUUCCCCGAAGACACGCCCAUCAUUUUCAUCGGGGGCUUCCCCAGGAGCGGCACCACGCUGAUGCGCGUCAUGCUGGACGCCCACAAAGCUGUGCGGUGCGGCGAGGAGACCCGGGUGAUACCCCGCCUCCUGGCCAUGAGGGCCACCUGGAGUCGUUCGGUGAAGGAGAGGAUUCGACUGGAUGAAGCCGGCGUCACCGACCAGGUGUUGGACUCAGCUGUGCGAGCGUUUCUGCUAGAGAUAAUAGUUGGCCAUGGGGAACCUGCACCUCGCCUCUGCAACAAGGACCCKUUCACAUUGAAGUCUCUGUCAUAUUUAGCUCGCAUCUUUCCCAAAGCGAAAUUUAUUCUCAUGCUACGAGACGGACGGGCAACUGUUCAUUCAAUGAUAUCACGCAAGGGUCGAGCGCUCGACUGACCAGGUGAUGAAUCCGGUGAACACAGAAGCCCUCUCCAAGUGGGUGGGCAACAUCCCCGCCGACGUGCUCAGCGACAUGGCAGAAAUCGCCCCCAUGCUCGCUCGCCUGGGCUACGACCCCCACGCCAACCCCCCCGACUACAGAAAACUGCAGCCUCUUGUUUCCUCGCUCUACUACUCACAGAAACUGAAAGCAGCAGACUCUUCUCACCCCAGUUAAGCGUGGCUCCUCUGAUCCACCCAACGGUUGGACCUUAACUUCCAGCUCAGCAGUAAUUACACCUCACAGAACACCUUGGUGUAAUUUGUAAUCGUUCUCCAGGCUUGUGCAGUCCUCCGCUGUGCGUAACGGGAUGUUGAAAUUACAGACUCAAGGCGUUYGUUUGAACUCUCCAUCUGAAGUGAACAACCUGCUCACAAAUCCAUCAUUUCAUCCAUGGUGAACCGUAUCACACUGACACAUCCUGUCACCUACUUGAAAGUGUUUCAGCGUGUCUAAGUUGUAAUGACUUCAUCACAAUGUGAAUGUCUUCAAAUUAUUCACUGACAUCUCAGUGUUCAGUGACUGUAUAUUUUUAAAAGAUGUAUGUUUAUUUUCUUAAUAAAUUAUUUUGGAUUUGGUCAUUUUUAA